GAAACCUCUUUUUCAGGUCUCAAGUGCGUGUGCCAGCUGUGCGAGCACACCAACUUCACCUGCCAGACGGAGGGUGCCUGCUGGGCUUCGGUGAUGCUGACCAACGGGCGGGAAGAGGUCAUCAAGUCCUGCGUCUCCCUCCCGGAGCUGAACGCACAGGUCUUCUGCCACAGUUCCAAGAACAUCACGAAGACCGAGUGCUGCUACACCGACUUCUGCAACAACAUCACCCUCCGCCUGCCUGUUGCAGCAGAGCCUCCCAGCAGAGCCGGCGCGGGAGCGGUGGUGCUGGCAGUGACGGUGGCGGUGCCGGUGUGUGUCCUGUCCCUGGCAGCCGUGCUGGUGGCGUGCAGCUGCCAGGGCCGGCGCUGCGCCCGCGGCAGGGCCAAGCAGCCCAACGUGGAGGAGCCCCUCUCUGAGUGCAACCUGGUGAGCUCCAGGAAGACACUGAAGGAUCUCAUCUACGACAUGACGACCUCUGGCUCUGGCUCUGGUUUACCUCUGCUUGUACAAAGAACAAUCGCAAGGACUAUUGUCCUGCAGGAAAUUGUAGGAAAAGGCCGAUUUGGUGAAGUCUGGCGUGGAAAAUGGUGUGGGGAAGAUGUAGCUGUGAAAAUCUUCUCCUCCAGAGAUGAACGGUCCUGGUUUCGGGAGGCAGAGAUUUAUCAGACAGUGAUGCUGAGACAUGAAAACAUCCUGGGCUUUAUUGCAGCAGAUAACAAGGAUAAUGGGACAUGGACUCAGCUCUGGCUUGUCUCCGAGUACCACGAGCAAGGGUCCCUCUUCGACUACCUGAACAGAGGCACGGUGGCGGUGGAGGGCAUGGUCAAGCUGGCGCUGUCUGUGGCCAGCGGCCUGGCGCACCUGCACAUGGAGAUCGUUGGCACGCAAGGCAAGCCGGCAAUUGCACACCGAGACCUGAAAUCUAAAAACAUCCUAGUGAAGAGGAACGAAAGCUGCGCCAUUGCGGACCUGGGCCUGGCAGUGAAGCAUGACUCGGUGCUGAACACCAUCGACAUUCCCCAGAACCCCAAGGUGGGGACGAGGAGGUACAUGGCGCCUGAGAUACUGGAUGAUGUGAUGAACAUGAGCAUCUUCGAGUCCUUCAAGCGUGCGGACAUGUACUCUCUGGGGCUAGUAUACUGGGAGAUAGCCCGAAGGUGCUCCGUUGGAGGAAUCACUGAGGAAUACCAGUUGCCUUACUACGACGUUGUGCCUUCCGAUCCUUCGAUAGAAGAUAUGAGAAGGGUAGUUUGUGAGCAGAAGCUGAGACCAAGUAUUCCAAACCAGUGGCAAAGCUGUGAGGCGCUGCGAGUGAUGGGCAGGAUAAUGCGUGAGUGCUGGUACGCCAACGGUGCCGCACGGCUCACUGCGCUGCGCGUCAAGAAGACGAUUUCACAGCUCUGUGUGCAGGAGGACUCCAAAGCCUGAGGGAGCUCCUUGGAGAAAGAAAGGGGAAUGAAUCCUUCUGUUCAUCUUUUAACAUGUGAUAAUUAUUUUUCUUUUUGGUCUACCUCAGAUAACGUGGUGUAAUAUUUAAGUGCCCAAACCAGAGCACUGGCAUCUCGCUUUGUAUCUGGAAGGGGCAGCUUUUGACUCAUAGUUCAUGUUUCCCGCAGCAUGUCAAUGACUUGCUUUGGUUUUCUGAAGCUAGUUAGGCACUAGGCUAAUCGCAGAAAGGAGCUUAGAACACCACAACAGCAUAAAAAUACCUUUCGCUGUUGGAAAUAGCUGGUAUUGGUUAAAGCCUGUUUGCAAGAGAAACCAAAGUUUUAUCCUCAAACCUGAGUAAAAGACCAAAUUUAAUCCAGCUUGUUCCAUACCUUUAUGCAGGAAUCUGAGAAAGGGUCUGCCAGUAAAAUGCAUUUUAAAAUACUAUAUUUAUCAUUGUCUAGGCAAAUAAAAAUGGUGAGAAUUCCACUAGGCGUGUAUAUUGCGAACAAAAGCAUCUAGUCAGGUUUUUAUUAAUUUUUAUUUUUAUCAUCUUGAUUUCAUAUACAGUAUUAUAGUUAGGGUUUGGAGUUACUUUACUGUGUUCAUUUGUUCAUUGAACAUAACGAUGAAGGGACAGUUUUUCUUUUUGAUGGUUAGUAGGGAAAAUAAUGGAGCUUUUCCUGAUAGAUACAUAGGAGAAAUUCUACCUAAAAUGAGAACGUAUGUAUUUUUGAAUGACAUCUUGCCAAUCUGUCACUGGGUCACAUCUUUUUAGUGCCUUUUGAUGUUUUAGGGGGAGGCUUUAACAGUAUUAAUUCUUGGAAAAUAUGUGAAACCCGGCAGAAGGGUUAAUUUCUCGCUGCAGUGACGUAUGGCGCAGCCCACCUCGCUGCGUCGGAGGGGUUUGGGGGUGCCCACACAAGCGAGGAGCACGGCUGGGCGGGCAGAGCUCCUGCUGAGGCGUGUGCUGGAGUGCUGCCCGGGCUUCGGGGGAUUCAUGUGCUUUCUACUGCCCUAGCUUUUGGCACUAGAUGUUUCAAACGUACCUGCGCUCUGGACUGGGAUCGCUGUUGCUGUUGUCUUGUCACAGCCUAGGGACCUGUUGAGAUGUAAAUUUGAAGCACUGAUGUCCCUGCACGAAGCCAAUACAACCUGUUCAGAGGUUUUGUAUGGAUUUCUGUACUAGCACCAGGCUGGUGAAAAGCAUUAACAUCUCUAAUCAUAUUUCCAUAAUAAUGCAAGCUAUCAAAAGCGAGGUGUUUUUUCAAAAUUCACUGAUGUUCUGACAUUUUAUGAAUUUUGCCCCACUCUGUGGUCCACACAUUUGAAUAUAGUAUUCUAAUAUUUUUAAUAGCCAAAACUAUACAUUUCAUAAUAAUACAGUUCUUUAAAUGCUUCUAAAUCCAGGUGGUCCAUGACGAUUGAGCCCAGAGAUGUUUCCAGAAUAGCAAAGCUUUGCAAAAAUUCAGUGUAGUACACACAGCUCUGUGGAAGUAAGCUGUGAGUUAAUUACAGUAUUUAAGAUCAAUCUUUGACAUGAAGCACCUUGAAUUGGGGAUUUUACAUGGAAGAAUGGGUUAAACUUUUACUGAAUGGGGCAGUUGGUAGUAUCAGUACUCUGUAUUUCAUCCUGACCAUGGACUUGAGGAUGUUAUGGACUCCUUAAGGAUGCUAAUUGCCCCGUAAAUCAGCUCUAGUGCAAUUUGCCUGUUUGCGUAAAUUUUAGUCACUCAUGCUUAUGUUAAGUAGUGCAAGUCUUUGCAUGGUCUGUUAGCUGAGUGGUGGAGAAUAUUUCUACUAGGUUACUAGUAGGUUUUUCUCCAGUAUGCUUUCUGAGAUAUAAUCAAAGCAGUCUUAUAGAUUAAUUCUUAUGUGCUUCAGCUGCAUAAACUACACCAGGGAGCUCAACAGACAUAUACUUUCUAGACUGCUUGAGGGGUAACUGUUGCAACUGCAUGAUCCAAGGCGUGAUGCUGACUUGAGUAUCAAAAGAAUUGCAAACAUAAGAUCCAGUAUUUAUUCUUGUAAAACAUAACUUGAAAAAGCCCCUUAUGUUAAAAAGGAGUGAUCAAAGAUUUUAGUAUUUUUUUAAGUGGGAAAAGGAAAUGUCUUACCCAUCGAAAUCAACUCUUCUUGGAUUCUUUGCAGAAUAAGGUGUCUGAAAUCAAUGAUAGUAGAGUAAAAGUAAUUUGAAAUAGGAUUAGAAUGGUUUCUUCGGAACUGUUUAAACAGUGCAGGUGAAGUGAACUUUUCAGAAUUGCUUUAGCAUCGGGCAGGUGCCCAAAAGGAAACGGUCCGUCUUUCUAGAACUCCUGGCACUUACAGAUGCAGUUAGCUCCUCUCCUGAGAAAAAAAGAAUCAAGUUAUUGUGAACAGCCAGAGUAGUGCAUUAAAAUAUGCAUUAAACCCAGUCAUUUGGAGCAGUUAACAACAAGGAGGACAUAUUGGAGAGUGAAGCCUGUGGAAGUGAUGGUCUUGUCUACAAGGUGACCUGCCAGUGUGGGGUACCUGUGAUCAGCUUCAUGAGGGGGAGUGAUCAGAAUUCUCCCUAGGGAUCUUCCUUCCAUUUUAAGUUCAGUUCUAUGCACUUUUUAUCUAUAUUGCCCUUUGAAGGUAUCUAUGCCCUUGAAGCAUACAUGAUAACUGUUCCAGGGGAUUCUUCCCCUGUGAAUUGUGUUGCACAGUGGAGGAAUUUGGUAUCUGUGCAGAAGCUACUCUGGGUCAGGAACCAUGCUAAAGUCACGCUGUGAAAUUAAAAAAAUGCGGAUUUUUUGGUGAGGUGCUGUCAGGGUAGAGCUAGGAAAUGUUUACAGGAGGGUUUACUGAGUAAACUGUGGCAGUGACGUGACGAUCAGGGAUGUAGUGCCCGCCGCUGGCUGCGGAUCCAGUGCUGCCCCCGCUGCGCUCAGGUGUUCCUUGAAGCCCUGCUCCACGCGCCAAGGUGCGGUCUUGUGCCUGUUGUGUCUACUGAAAUAACUGUGGUCCUCGCCUUUGCAAGGCUCAUGGAGCUGUUACAGUGGCCUCAUGCUGCAGCAUGCCCCAUUUUUAUUUACACCAUGGUGUAAUGAAAUGGAGUGGGAUGUGCAGGGGGAGCUCACUGGCGCAAGCCUGCGUUCCUCUGCGGCUUUUUGGCAGUCAGCCCUGGGGUACGGCCUGCUCCACUUGCUUUUUGUGGUGUAAUCUUGCUUCAGACACCAGCAUAACCACCAUCAGUAACUUUUUUAGUGUGGGUUGGGUUUUUUUCAUUGUAAAAUUUUGUAAAAGUUGCUCUUUCCUAUCUGUUUGGUCGAUCUUAUGUGGUGGUGGGUAUUUAGGCUCUGUUUUUUUCAGUUUUUCUCUCUGAAAAUCGUUGAACAAUGCUGGAAUUUGAAGACGACCCUGUUUUGCUGCCAGGCUGGGGAGGUGUGCGAGGGGGGAUGCUCUGCACAGGCAGACGCUGGUCUGACUUGGCUGCACCUCUCACAGGUCACAGCUCCAGCCCUGGGAACACUUUAAAUCUUUUCUGUGCAUGUCUCAUGGCAUAAGACGUGACCAUCUGUUUGCCCUAGCUUGUUGCUUAGCUCCGUAUUUUUGCACUGGUUUUCUUUUUUCUUUGGUUGUUGAGAGGUAAAUGUACAUUUUGGCAAACUAGAGUUAAACAUAACUGAGCCAAGGGGCGGGUGUUGUACUGGGCUUUAAGGUGUUUGUAAACCGUGCACUCCUUUUAAGAAAAACCCAAACACCCUUGUUUUAGUGGCCUUUUCCCCCAGCGUAGAUUUGUCCUGUUAAAGAUUCAGAACAGUGGUUAUGCUGAGACACUUUGCAGUUUUAGGGAGGCUUAAAUUUCUUGAGAGAGGUUACUAAUGUUCCUGCUAAUCUUCAUUUAAAGCACAAAUUCUUGAGCUUGUAAAAGUUUUCAAGCUCAAGGAUGCUCAAGACCAGUCACCACAAUUAGCCUCUCCUACUUGAUGCUUCUGGUUUAGGGGAGUUACUAAUUUUUUUGAUUUGCUUCUAAUAAUGGUCUAAAAUUUAAUGCAUGGAAUAUGAACUGAAAGGGAAAGUUGAUUAACGUUUUCUCUAGCACGUAAUUAUUUUUUUGUUUCCUUAACUGCUCCCCUGAAAGACCCCUUGAGAAAUUAAAACUGUAAUCUCAUUUGCACUUCGCUACUUUUACAGUAAUUUGCACUUAACCAUGACCAUUCCCUCAUGUAACCCUGUAAUGAAUCCUGUAAUAUUUUAGUCACCAUUAUGUCACUUUUUUUUUUUUGGUAAUAGAUUCAGGAAUUACAAAUAAGUCUGUUUAGAAAGACGUCUAGUCCCUACAGUGGCUCUUAACAUGGAAUGGAGCAAGAUCUUCUUGCAGUUCCUGUGUGCCUGGAUCUCCUGUGGCAGUUGAUGGGCUCAGGGGUGACCCCAGCACAUCCUCGCUAAUGGGAAGGCAGUUUUUGUGUUUCAUUGUUGUGGUUGAGGAUGGUGUCUUGUGAACUGCCUCACCUGCUACGUGGUCACAUUUAGCACCAGGACUUUUGUCUGUGGCAGGUAGUGCUUCUGCAGGGCUCCCACCCGUGCAGUGGGUUUUGUUGUGAGGACGGGUGGGAAGAUGCUCUGUCGUGUUGUGUGUGGGAUGCAGAUAUGGAUGCACCAGUGCUUUCCUGUUUGUUGUGCGUGUUGAUAAAGGUUCCGGAUCAAAAAAUUCCUACUGUGGUUUAGUGUCGGUUUUGUAAAGCUGUCCGUGGCCUGGGGGUAGAGCCCUGUGCCACCGUGCAUGGGUGUCAGUCUCCUCCUGCGAGUCGGGAUGCUGUGAGCUCGGGCAGUGCACGCAGUGUAUCUGCGGUUCCGAACACUGUGGCAGGGAUCAUCCCUACGUGCUGUGAUACCCCAGACUCUGUGAAGCUUUUAGGGAAUGACGUCCGUGUUCUCUUUUAACAGGCAGCACAAUUUAUGAAUGUACGAGAAAUAAGCGUUGAGGUACGAUAUAUUUCUACAGAAUGUAAGAAAUGUGCAAUAAGUCAUAACUUAUACUGAAUGUAUUUUUGGCAUGAAUAGACUGAAUGUAUUUUGAAUGUAGCUAUUACCUUUGUGUCUAAAUUGCUGUGGUUUUCAGUCCCCAAAGAUAAAUGUGUAGUGUUUUGUCAAACCAGUUUGAGUUGUCUGUUUUUUAAAGAAGCAUCAGUAUUUUAUCCAGAAGUACUGCUAUGUGUUAGAACUUAGUAUAGCAGUACAACGCUAAAAUUCUACCUUCAUAUUGUGAAACACCUAAUCUAGUGUACACUGCAAGUUAUUUUUAGAAUUAUUGCUAAAGUUAUCUCUUGAUACUGCAGCUGCCCUGGGUGUAAAUAGUUUGUUUAAAUGUUGUAUUUUGUAUGCAUAUUUUACAUACCAGUAUACUUUCAGAAAGAGGUGGCAAUUUUAAUAAAUUAAGCACACUCUGCCAUUGUGUUCUUUUGAAGUGUAAAACUAUAUAUACUUUUUAAUGUGUUCAUUUUGUGCGGGGAAGAAGGGUGAGGGCUGUUUUGGGCAGCUUGUAGCCAUUGGAGGUUUCAAACACGAGCCAGAGCUCUCCCAGCAGCGCGUGCCCCCAGCCCCUUGCCCAGCUGCGGGCGCACUGGGCAGGGGGUGCUGCCUCCGAGCCUGGGGCUCUCAGGUCUCGGCCGAGACUGGGAAGGGGCAAGUGCCUGCUGGCCACCACUUCCUCGGCUUGCUGUCGCUGCUCCCAGCCAGUGUGCUGCAAAUCGGGGAGUAAGUGGUGCCUGGAGGGGCAGCCAGCGCAGCAGCGAUGGUGCAUGGGCUCUGCCUUGCUGUUCCUCCUUGCUCGUGCUCCUCCUGGUGUACAGCGGACAUGGUAGUGCACAAAAAACCCAGCUUCUGGGUAUGGCUACGAGGGACCCUUAUUCUAGUAAAGGAGAUGAACUGCUAGUAGGCACCGGAGCUGAAGCAGAGCAUUCCUCGCACCCUCGUGCCUCCCUGUCUGGGAAACAGCAGCUCCUCUCCCAUGCUGGGAGCAACCUUCCUCAGGUAAGGGCGUCAGCCGCAGGGAACGGAGCCUGUUCUUGGCCUUGUUGCAUUGCUCCUGCACCUCUGCUGAUGUGAACUCUGACUGAGCUCCCUCUCGUACCAGCGUCCCUGCAUCCCACUCUUCCAGUUAUUUAGGUUUGCAGUGGUGUAGCUCUGAGCAAGACCCACUCACAUGGAGUGCUUCAAUUCUGAAGUCUGCUUGCUUGACAAGGCCUUUGACGUAACCACAACCUCGGGAUUUAAGUCAGGCUUUGUUCCAGUUUAAGGCAUGUCAAAACUAAAUCCACCACGCUGCUGCCCAAGGGUACCAAGACUUCCAUGGCUUUUGAA
This is a messenger RNA of Falco peregrinus (peregrine falcon), 7758 nucleotides long. It is a transcript of the gene ACVR1C, whose product is annotated as activin A receptor type 1C. Bases 94 to 1431 code for a protein of 445 amino acids. Gene Ontology annotation, biological process: activin receptor signaling pathway; nervous system development; cellular response to growth factor stimulus. Gene Ontology annotation, molecular function: activin receptor activity, type I; ATP binding. The transcript is spliced from 8 exons. The record is from RefSeq and is a predicted model, not a curated record. NCBI's taxonomy places the organism in Eukaryota, Metazoa, Chordata, Aves, Falconiformes, Falconidae. Gene Ontology annotation, cellular component: plasma membrane; activin receptor complex.